Molecule: messenger RNA, 4443 nt
Organism: Dreissena polymorpha
Lineage: Eukaryota; Metazoa; Mollusca; Bivalvia; Myida; Dreissenidae
Product: Na(+)/H(+) exchanger beta-like
Exons: 23
Coding region: 539-3316 (925 amino acids)
Biological process (GO): sodium ion transport; proton transmembrane transport; regulation of pH
Cellular component (GO): membrane
Molecular function (GO): sodium:proton antiporter activity
Source: RefSeq, a predicted model, not a curated record
GUUUCAACGUUACUUAUAGUUUAGGAUGUGAUAUUCGAAACUCAAGUUUGUUUGUUUAUUUGUGUUAAUUUUCUUCGCCAUUUUCAACAGUAUUUCUGUCAACGAAACUCAAGUGGAAUAUACUGAAGUGGGGGAAACCAACAGUCUCGUGUCAACGUGUCUUUGUAGUGUCUCUUGAGACCGAUUUUGAUUACUGAGGGAACAUUUAAAAAUGUUCAACGGCACGGAGAAGCGGUUGUUCGUACACAUAUACCCGUUAUAUUUGGACAGUUGAUAUUAAAUUUUUACAGAAAAAGUUGUUUUCUUCUUAAUAAAACAGUAUGUGCUUUAAUGCAUCAUAUUGUAUUACCCAAACAUCUGAAGUUAUCAGCGAACACUGCAUUAAGAGAAAAACAGUCCCUUGUUCGGACAGAUAUAUCUUUCUAUAAGAAUGAAAUUUAUUAAUGACAUCUUUUUGGGAGCAACAAUCCAAUCUUAUAUUCUGCAGACGGUCUGCUUUUAUAAAAAUUACAUAAAUGGAUUUAUGCACUGAAGCAAGAUGGGUGAACUAUCAAGACAAUGUUUUCUAUUGAUAUUCAUUGCGUGCUUAUGCAUGUGCGUAGACAGGGUGUUGUUAUUUAAAUUGCCUGUCAAAAACGAUGCUGGUGGAAUAGAACUAGUCCCAGACGAUAAUGAAACAGACGGCAUUUAUCGAGUUACGAAUGGAGACCAAUUUGCGACUCGUGCUUUCAAACCUCGGGGAUUACAACAAAGGGCGAUUCAGGUCAGCCAACCAAAGCAAGGUUUAACCUUAUCAGAUGGCGCCACAUAUACUUUGGCCCAUACUUCACAUAGCACGACACAUCCAGAAAACAGCUCCGAAGAAGAACACCCACCUGAGGAACACAGCGAAAAAAUGCAUGUCGCUAGUUGGAACUUUGAAAAGGUUAAAGGUCCCUUGGUCAUUGCAGUUUUUCUUUUAGCCGCUGGGAUAGCUAAACUCGGUUUUCAUCAUGCAAAUUUCUUGUCCUCAAAAGUUCCAGAAUCAUGCUUAUUGAUCAUCCUGGGGACAAUCGUCGGCGCAAUCAUAUUCUUGGCAAUUCCACCGAAUGACCAGUUCAGACCAAACAUGAGCUCCGAUCUUUUCUUCCUCUACCUUUUACCACCGAUUAUACUCGAGUCAGCCUUCAGUCUACACGACCGUACGUUUUAUGAUAACUUUGGAACGGUCCUUAUUUAUGCAGUUCUGGGAACAGUUCUCAAUUGCUUCAUGAUCGGUCCUUCACUCUUUGCGGUCUACAAGUUUGGGAUCAUGGGGGCUGGAUUUCCGGAAGUUCAGCUGGUCCAUUGCCUCGUGUUCAGCGCCGUCAUCGUCGCCGUGGAUCCUGUUGCCGUGCUUGCUAUAUUCCAAGAGGUCGGUGUGAACAACACGCUUUAUUUCUUAGUAUUCGGCGAAUCUCUGCUCAAUGACGCCGUCACUGUUGUGCUGUAUAACAUGAUGAAGACGUUGAGUCAAAUGGAGGCUGUUACGGUCGACCAGGUUUUUAUCGGGGUGCUUCAAUUUUUUGUCGUCAGUAUCGGUGGUCUGGUAAUAGGUUUGAUAUUUGGUGCAUCGACAGCUAUUCUUACCAAGUAUACAGAACAUUGUAGAGUUGUUGAACCCCUUGCUGUAUUUGUGUUCGCUUAUAUAGCCUACCUCGGGGCAGAGAUGUUCCACCUUUCCGGAAUAAUCAGUAUUAUAGCCUGCGGUCUGAUGCAGGCCCAGUAUGCAUUCCAUAACAUAUCACGAAAGUCGUACACAACUGUGAAGUACUUCAGCAAAAUGAUGAGUUCCACGUGCGACUGUGUCAUCUUCAUGUUCCUCGGGCUCAGUUUGUUCAAACCGGAGGUGCUUGACAGACGCUAUUGGCACUAUGGCUUCAUCUUGUGGUCCCUGUUGUUUUGUUUUGUCUACAGGUUCGUUGUUGUUUUUCUACUGACGUUCUUUGUCAACAGAGGCUCCCGGAUGCGCAGGAUUGAUCUCGAAGAACAAUUUAUAAUGGCGUACGGAGGACUCCGGGGUGCCGUGGCUUUCUCAUUGGUCGGAGUUCUGACCGCCAGCAAUCUGCCAACUGGUCAGUUCCUGACCACCACAAUCGCCGUCAUAUUUUUCACAGUAUUUAUUCAGGGCAGCACAAUCAAACCAUUGGUGAAGCUCCUGCGCGUCAAGAUGGAACAGAAAGAGAAGCUGUUGCUUAGCGAGGAGAUCAACAGUCACGUGACUGACCAUGUGAUGGCAGGCAUAGAGGAAAUAGCGGGGCAGAGAGGCGAGCACUAUUUCAGGGAGGUGAUCGACCACUACAACAGCCGGUAUUUGAAGCCAUUCCUGCAACGAGACCCCGUCAGCAUCGACGAUCAUAUCAUGACAUACUUUGAAAAACUCGCUCUAGAACAGCACUUCGAGCAGUUGGCAGGUUGCAAGAUGAUCAUUGACAAGUACGCAAGUGCUUCAGAAUCGGGCGAGGAUGAAGAGGAAGAGCCGGGGACACCUGAAGCUGCAGAUGAGGACGCGUCAUUUGAUGACGUCACAUUUACGGUGCCUUCCAUGACAACGAGUUUUGAUGACGACGUCACUUCCGAGCUCGACAAGGAAAUCGUCGUCAAUCAAGCUAAUCGUCGCCGGAAGUCCCUGUUUCCAGUGGCUAUGUCACAUGACCUGGAGUCCCGCCUUUUUGUGAACCCCACGGCACAGGACGUGAGAAAAAUCAUGGUGCCUUCUAGAAGACAGCAACAAUUCAAGCGCCUUGACAAGAACCUCACGAAUGAAGACAGUGAAAACGACCUGAUAAGCUAUCUGCAGAACAAACAGAUGCGAACGCGCAGACUGUCGCAGGCAAUUUGGACCCAGCCAAUUCGGGAAACUCCGGAAUUAACCGGUGAGAACAGAGGACGCCGGAAGAGUGUCGCUCCCGACGUGGCGAUCAAUAACUACCGACGGCGACUUAGUUUGGCUGCACCCGCGAUAGCAAACGACGCGGCUCGUCGGAGAGGCGUCAGUCUCGGGAACGUUAUGAAAGGCUUGGAUUCGCCGGCCCGACGCCGCCUUCGUUUGAAACGAAAGACGCUUUCUACAUCUUCAUCGGAAGAACGUCCGGAGGCUUCUAAUAGUUUUCCGUUGUCAGAUUCGAUUGCCGAAGAAGUUGAGCCCACAGGCAACGAAACAAACGCAUCCGCUCGUGAGCGCAAAAUUUCCACCCCUGCUAAGGGGAUACCUGGUGCAUGCAAGAAAACUGGCGAUGAUGUUGCCAGUAAUGGCGUCAGUGUCACUGAACCGAAGCUGGUUGUCACACAUUUCUAGCGCAUGCGCACUGCAAUUAUCCCUCCCAUACCGCAACCGCAUCGCACCCGCAUUUCACUUAUCUCUCACUCAGCAUGCCGAUAGUGGCAUGGACAAACCGAAGAUCAAUAAUCUUUGGACAAACUGAGUUUGCUGGAAGUCGCCUUGCGAGCGAGCGACUCAGGGUUUGACCCCACUUGAGGGGCUUUAAUAAUACCGACUCUUUCAUUAGAAGUGUUGACUGACGUUUGUUAAAACGCAUCGGCUUAAUCCGCCUCUUUUUAGCUUCGAAGUCGCAUAUUGAUAGAAGUCAUUUUUCGAAUGAAUUAUUUAUAAUGAAAGAACAAAGCAAUUCAAUUCAUAUCUUAAAGAACACUAUGCACAAUACAUAUUCAAAUUUGAGUCGCAUAGGCAAAAGUCAUCGCUUUAUUGCUAUGCUUUUUUGCGUUUAUUUUUUAUAAUUGAAUUGCAUGGUUUGUUUCUGUUUCGGUUAUACACUGAUAUGUGUGUUUUGCACAGUUAUUUUUUAAGCUUGAGUGCACCAAGUUCAAGCAAAGUAUUUCCCAUGAAAUUAUAAUGAUGUGUCAACGAAAAACAGUUUAAAAAUUCCGGGUGAAUGUGUUAUUUGAUUGCGUUAGGUUUUGAACGAUUAACAAUUUCGUUUUUAGAUCACAAAGAUAAAUGUCUCAAUUAGUGGACAAGGUUAAAUCACGAUGCUUCUUGAUUAGACCGUGUGGAUGUUGUUUAACAUUAUUUUAUUGCACAUAUCUAUAAGCGCAUAAUGUUAACUUAUUAUAUUUCGGAGUUCUUUACUUUGUGCUUUGUUGUAUGAAAAAAAAGCGUCUAAUAUGCACAUUUGUCUGUUUUAAGCUGAAUAUUAUUUAUGAAACAUUAAAAGUAGACGUGUCGAUUAUUGGAUUAUAUCUUGUUUUGUUCGCAAAACUAACUGACUGAUAAAAUAUCAGCUUUUUGUAUUUUCGGAUAUAGUAACACAACGAAAGAAUAUACACACAUAACAUUUCUUGAUUGUUAGUGAAAAAUAAUAUAAUGUCGAUUGUAUAGGCUUGAGGGUUGAUUGCAUGUAUUUAAAUAUGUACUAUUGAUUGUUAUUUUAUUGAAUUCAUUGAAUCCGGACUGUGAUAUAAUUU